UCCAGCACAUUUCAACACUCGGAUCCAACGUUGGAGGCGCAACGUUUCACAGGAGAGUUUACAGCGCGUACGCGCUUCCUGUUGUGACUACGUUGUUGUUAGCAUGAGCUAGCAAGGUACAUCUAUGCAGAACGAUGAAGUUGGGAAUUUUACACGAAGGUUAUUGGUAAAUAUACGCCAGGUUUCUUGUGGCAGUACCACGACGGACAAUAUACAACCGCUGUGUGUCUUUUGACCGUAAACCCCGCCUGAAGACAUCAGCGAAAUGUCGCUGAGCUCAGGCGGGUGGACUCACACCCAAACCCCAGCAGCUCCGUCUGCCUCUCUACCCGGGUAUGGAGCCUCACAAUCCGGUUGUAACACUGUGUUGAUGUCGGUGAGGGUGUCAGUAUGCCACUCUGGUAUACGACCGCUGUGUCUUCCAGGGGCAGGCGAUGAGUCUCUUCGGCUUCAGCUGAGCAUGGACCCGGGGAAAGCAGGGGAAUUCCGCCUGACGUUAAGGGACGCUAGCGGAACCGCUGGUCGCAGUGUGUCCAUUGCAGAGUUUGACCUCAGGGCUGUCCGUUACGAGGUGAAGUCGCCCCGAUGUCACGAGCUGAGCCUGGUGACGCCCCCAAACGACCGCAUCACAUUCAACUUUCGUUGCGAGCGAGAGGCCCAGGAGUGGGCCACAGUGGUGAUGUCCUCGCUUAGGGAGGCCCAUCGAGUAGUCGCCAUGCUUGGUAGUAAUAGUGAUGGUGUGCAUGUAACAAAUACGGCACGUCUCAAGCAGAUGGAGGAGAUGUGUGUGGAGUUGACCCGUGCCAUAGAGGCAGGUGACACCCAGGCCGCCUCGGUGUGUGCCGCCUCUCUCGCUCGCAAGCAGAUGGCCCUGAGAAUCCAGCUCUCCGAGAAGAACUAUGAAGACACAGAGAUCAACCUGGCGGUUGUUGUGGAGGAUGCCUCAUCCUCCUGCUGUGUCACAGUGAAAGUCUUCCCCCACACCACCAUUGCCGCUCUCAAACAACAGGUGUUUGUGGAGUUUGGCUUCCACCCGCGCGUGCAGCGCUGGGUGAUUGGCCAGUGUCUGUGCGUGGAGCCGCGCUCCCUGGCCUCGUACGGCGUGCGUCGUCACGGUGACACAGCUUUCCUCUACCUGCUCUCGGCCCAGCAGGCGCACCUGAGCAGGCAGCAGUGCCAACAGGACCAGGAGAGUGCCCUCCUCUCCAACUCCACCGGAGCUGCCAACGCAUCAUCAUCCUCCUCCCUCGCCCCCGCUGCCACCCCCCUGACCUCCCCUGGUAACGGCUUCACCUCCCAGGUGUGGCGAGGCUACAGCACCCUGCCCUCCAGACUGGGUCACAACAGCACAGGUAGCACACCAUCAAAUCCAGAGCGAUUAGGCAUCGGGGAGAUCCGAGAGCUCAUCAGUCUGGAGAUGCCCCAGCUAAACGAAGCCCUCGGGUCCAGCAAAGACAGCACACAGGUGGGUUGGUCGUGUCCCUCGUGUACGUUCAUCAACAAGCCCACGCGGCCCGGCUGUGAGAUCUGCAGCACGGACCGUCCCGAGGGGUACACGGUGCCCGGAGGAUACAGGCCAGACCCCAUGGAGCUGCGGCGCAUCCAGCAGGAGAAGGAGGCUGUCAGACAGUACCAACAGGCCAGGGAUGCGGAGCGCAGAGAGAACUUUGCGCGGCUGGUGCAGGUGGAUGAGCAGGAGCUGGUGGCCAACCCAGAGGGGGUGGACUGCCGCAUCUGCUACCAGGACCUGCAGCCUGGGGAGGGGGUGCUACUCAGGGAGUGCCUGCACUGCUUUUGCAAAGAGUGUCUUCGCUCCGUGAUCAACAUGUCAGAGGAUCCGCAGGUGGCGUGUCCUUAUCGUGAUGACCUGUAUGCCUGUGACUGUACUCUACAAGAGAGGGAGAUACGAGCGCUGGUGUCUGUGGAAGAGUAUCAGCAGUGGCUUCAGAGGGGUCUGUCGGUGGCCGAGUCGCGCUGCGAGGGCAGCUACCACUGUGCCACCCCCGACUGCCAGGGAUGGUGUGUAUACGAGGACACGGUCAACACCUUCCACUGCCCCGUGUGCAAAAAGCACAACUGCCUGCUCUGCAAGGCCAUUCAUGAGGGUAUGAACUGUAAGCAGUACCAGGAUGAUCUGGCUGCCCGUGCCAUCAAUGAUACUGCCGCACGGAGGACAAGAGAUCUUCUCAAGACUCUGGUGCGGUCUGGAGAGGCCAUGCACUGUCCCCAGUGUGGCAUCAUAGUGCAGAAGAAAGAGGGCUGCGAUUGGCUGCGCUGCACUGUCUGUCACACGGAGAUCUGUUGGGUCACCAGGGGGCCGCGAUGGGGACCUGGGGGCCCAGGGGACACCAGUGGAGGAUGCCGCUGCACACCCAAACAACGCUGCCACCCAAAGUGCCAGAACUGCCACUGAGCAUGUGCGACGGAGAAAGCAUGUGCCAAAGCUCGCAAAUUAGUAUUACUACCAAAGCUACAAAUGACAAAUGUUCCAAUACCCUUAUGAGACAAAAUGACAGUUGGACUGCAGUUCUGAAGGAUUGCUGUGUUUUUGUGUCCACAUCACGGCAUUCUCUGCAUUGAUACUGCAGUAACACUGCAGUUCUUGCACUGCAGUACAACAGUUUGUUUUGUUCUCGUAACAGUAUGGAUGAAGACUGGACUGACUGUGCACUUAAGCAGCUAUACGUCUUUACUGUGUCCUUUUAUUUUGUUUUAUUUUAUUUUAACGACUAGUUUAUUCUUAUGAAAAUUAAGAGCCAUUUACUGCCGUUGUUACUGUUCUAUGACAAUAAGUGUCCUUUGUAUAAGCCCUCGCUGCAAGCUUGGGUUUAUAAAACUAGUGCAUUACCUUGCAUUGAAUCUAUCCCCAGGGAUGCAGCUUCUUAUUCUGCCUUACAAAGGUAAAAUGUUGUCGCUACGUGAAACAUUGCAGCUGAGACAAAUGACUGUAACGUUGUGUCUGGGAAGAUCCUUAUUCGCCCAGAUCAUGCUAUCCAAAGAGUUGAGUUGUAGGUAACUGGAAACUUCAAAGAAGGCGUCUUACUGCCUAUUCAAAUGUGUUGCUGGCACAAUGAUAGGGCAUAUUACAUACUUUCUUAGGACAGAAAGAAGUAAAAGAUUUAGUCCCAAGACAAACAAGGUGUUGAAAAGUGAAUUUCCAGUCUAAACUCCGUUUUGAGAAAAUGUGUCGUUAUUGCUGUUAUGAUGGAUGCCAGCGAGUUUGGUCGUAGAAGAACGUUAGUAAAACUCCCUCCCAAACCCUCAUACAGUAUCAGUAGCCCUGAGCUGUCGGUCUGGAUCUUUAGCUAUCGGUGCCUCCAAUGCCAGACUGGAGCGCUGACUGGUAGGUUGUGGGUUCGAGGCUCCGAGUGGCAGACUACGCAGGAUGACCUUGGUUACCCCUGUUGUCUUUUUAUGGCAGCAUUAUGCACAUGCGAUUGCACUUCUGGUUUGUUAAUCACCAAAGUAACUUGAUUGAUUUUAAAGGAAGCUAUUCUCACUCUCACACGUGCACCACACUUUCUCAGACUGCUGCCCCUUUCUUUCUCAUCAUUGUUAAGGAAGUGAAGCCCAGAUCUAGUCCAGACUUUGGAAUGCCCCUUUAACGUGUUGCAUACCUAGGUUUAGGGUUAUUCCCAAUAUCCUGCUUCCCGUCCUCCACCUGUGCUUGUGGCCUUACACUUCACAUAGAAAGAUCAGGAAGCGUGCUCUUCUUAUACUUUACACUGGGUGCUUAACUUUGUCAAUGAAUGAACUCAAAUCUCAAAAGAAAGUGAAUAAA
Engraulis encrasicolus (European anchovy) is the source of this 3781-nucleotide messenger RNA. Its product is annotated as ranBP-type and C3HC4-type zinc finger-containing protein 1-like. Gene Ontology annotation, biological process: protein linear polyubiquitination; proteasome-mediated ubiquitin-dependent protein catabolic process; positive regulation of canonical NF-kappaB signal transduction. NCBI's taxonomy places the organism in Eukaryota, Metazoa, Chordata, Actinopteri, Clupeiformes, Engraulidae. The record is from RefSeq and is a predicted model, not a curated record. Gene Ontology annotation, cellular component: ubiquitin ligase complex. Gene Ontology annotation, molecular function: ubiquitin binding; ubiquitin-protein transferase activity.